ACUAAUGUCACUUAUCUAACGUUUACAAAUUUCAAAACUUUGUUGUGUACUUGUGUUGUUUUCGUGGGAAUAAUCAUUAGUUUUGUAUUUAUAUUUUGAAUUUUGAAAAUUGAGUUUUGUGUAGGCAUUACAUUUUGAUCGAAUAUGAUAUAGUAUUUUAUUAAAAAGUGUUAUGUGGUAUUUUAUACUAUAUAUUUGAUGUUGCGUGGUAUAUUUUAGAAGUGCGAGGCUAAUGAAGAAAGUUAGAUUUGAGAGUCCUGCUAAAGCUUUCCAAUCUUUCGACAUGAACGAGCGCGAGUGUCAUUCACCUCGUCCACUAGUAGAGAGGCAGAUGCAUGCGAAUGCACCUGAUUUAUACAGUCAGGUGAAAGUUUUACCUUACAGUAAUGACCCAGUGCAACUUUUUGAAUGCAGCAAUAGUUCCCCAUUUCCUACAAUGACAAAGACUCCGUUACCUGGUUAUCAGAAAUCCCCUGAGUGGUCACCAUCUCACGACUUGGAACUAAGUAUGUUAGAUGCUUCCUAUCAUGAGCCAAGAAGGCCUACAUUUUGUAGAUCAAUCUUAAAGCCUACUAAUGCUAACCAUAUUGCUGUUGAUGACCAUACAAUGAAAUAUACUCCUGAAACUAGUUUUGCACCAAAGAUAUUGACUGAAAACAAGGUACCGAAACUUCCAAACAUACUGAUUAAAGAUGACGACUUCUUUAUCAAAAGGGAUAACUUAGAUAAAUUUAAUUUAGAUAUGAAUCCAUUAACAAAGCAAUUUAACAAGCUUAGUUUGGACAAAGAAAAUGAUCCUUUCACUAGGAAGUCUGAAAUGGUGCAAGUAGCAGCUAUAAACAUGCAGGAAAAUGUGAAAAGUCAGCCUCAGCCCACUAGAUUUGAAGACACUGAUUGCAGAUGUCACCAUUGUAUUAAAAAGGCUACUCUGACAAACACUCAACAUGUAAUGAAUGAUCGACUGCCUCAGCACCCCAGACCUAACUAUGGUUCUCCUUCUACUGCCCAAAAUGGUAUGAGACACAGUCACUGCCCAUGUGCUUUGCCACCACAGCCUAGAUGCUCUUGCUGCACUCCUUUACCACCUGCUAGAAAAUGCCAGUGCAUUCCAUGUGGUGUUGACAAAACACCUAGUCCAAUUUUGAAUGCAGUUGAUAAAAAGACCUGGGCCAUUGAAAGAUAUGAGCAGAGCAAAACUUCAGGCUCAAUGGAGGUUGAAAAACAAACAAAUAUUUCCAAAGAGAAACGAGAGCCAACAGUAUCUGAUCUUUUUAAAAUAAUAAAACUGCAAAAUGAACAGUUGCAAUUACUUCAAGAGAAAGUGGAUAAGUUCAUUACAGCAAGCCAACAAACACAAGUACCUGCUCAGAAACAUGUAGCCAUUGAAACUGUUGAGAGUGAGCAGCAUAAGAUAUCAAUUGGAGUCAUGACUAGUUUUGAAAUGGUCAGAACUUCAACAGUAAUAAAUAAGGAAAUCUUAAAAACAAAUGACAAUGCACAAAUACAAUGCAAUAGAUCCCAAAUUAGUAUAAAAGAGGUUGUAUCUAAGGGGCAAGCACCUAAUCCAAACUUUUUAGAUGGUAUUACACCUGUAGGUGAUACUAUGAGGGCAGAGUUUGAGGCUCAAGGGAAUGUUUUAACAAACACUCCAAUGAAUGGUUGUGUGCUUCCACUUGCAGGUGUGACUGAAGAGAAAACAUUAAAUGAAUUGAGCCUGUGUAAUGUUCAAGUAGAUAAUGCAACCACACCACUAAUGUCACCAGAACAGAGCUUGUAUUUAGAUGUGAGAGAUUACAGCGACUCCGAUGCAGAUAGUGAUAACCAAUCAAAUGUUGGCUGGACAUAUUACAACAAAGUUAUGACUCAUGUGAAUGGAAUGCUGCAAGAUUCAGACAUGCCGUCUUCAGCCAGUGCCCUAUACAGGAACACCAGACAACAGCUGCAGACUGUACAAAUGCAUAUAGACAAGACUAAUGUUAGUGUUACUAAAAGAGUUAAGUUCGGCGACGAUCCUCUUGGUUUACACCAACCGCAUAUUUAUGCGUCUACUGACACCAGUUUAAAAAUGAACCAGCUAGCCGCCAAGUACCUGAAGAACGGGCCACCGAUUGCAGCGCCACAACGUCCCGCGCCGAGACCAGCCACUGCUCCCGUUGACAUGUCUUUUGCUACCAGGAACUAUAUGGAGCGACAUAAACUGUUGCAAGGUAUACCACAACCCUCGAAGUCGGCUUCUCCUGGUGAGAUGCCACGAUUCUUAGACAUAACUGCUUUGAAACAGCAACCUAAGUUUUUGUAG
Spodoptera exigua (beet armyworm) is the source of this 2299-nucleotide messenger RNA. NCBI's taxonomy places the organism in Eukaryota, Metazoa, Arthropoda, Insecta, Lepidoptera, Noctuidae. The record is from the annotation of a GenBank genome assembly.